UCCAAGGCUGUUGAAUUUCUUUUCGGAUACCCCUUCAUCGGCUGUGGUGAUGUCGGUGUCUCUCUCCGCUCACCCUGCAGUGAGAGACAGAAAUCUCUCGCUCUAUCCGUCUAUCCCCGGCGCGCACUACGCGGACGUCCUCAAGAGCGCGCACAACAUCUUCCACCCGCUCAAGUCUCUGGGUCGCAUGGUGACCGACACACAGACCAUCAUGCCGUUUAAUUUCACGGGCACGCCGUCUUUUUUCAGCCACAACAGCCACCAGACUGCGGUGUUUCACGAACAGAUCCUCAACGUGUCCAACAUGCCAUAUUUUCAGCAUGUUCAGCCUUCGCAAAGAGCGUACUCUAAACACGAAGAGCGGAUCACUGGCUCACUGUCGGAGUUCAGCAGUCCGUCCAGUGAGAAGUGUUCAUCGACUUCAUCUUCUCCGUGUAAAGACGGUUUCAUCUACAUGCAGGCCACAGAUCUGCUGCCCGAACAACCUCGCACCUACAGCUUUACAGAGGAGGACCUCUUCACGGUUCUGUACGGAUAUUCCAAAAAACAGGGGCAAAAUCUUGGCCAUGCCAUCUCUGGAUUAUCAUUUCCUCCUGGUACAGCUGAUCGACAUCAUCUACCUACUGAUACUGCAGGGCUUGAACUUCCAGAAGGAUUAUCGAUUAUCCAAACUAAUUGUGGAAGCCUUUCCCAUUAUGGUGUAUUUGCUGAUAAAAGCACAAUUCCAAAAAGCACAAGGUUUGGACCAUUUCAGGGGAAACAAGUGAACACGAGUGAGAUCAAAACCUACGAUGACAACACGCUCAUGUGGGAGAUUUUUGAGAAUGGUCGCUUGAGUCACUUUGUGGAUGGGAGAGGCGCGACAGGGAACUGGAUGUCAUUGGUGAAGUGCGCGCGCUUUCCAGAGGAGCAGAACCUGACUGCUGUGCAAUGUGAGGGUCAGAUAUACUACGAGGCCUGCAAAGAUAUCCAACCCGGCCAGGAACUGUUGGUCUGGUACGGAGACUGCUAUGUGCAGUUUUUGGGCAUCCCACUCACGCUCAAAGAGUUUAUUGAUGACAACGAGCAGCUUUCAGUUGAAGAUUCCGGAGAGGGUUUCAAGUGUGAUCGAUGUGGAAAAGUCUUCGCUUAUAAGUACUACAGAGACAAACACUUGAAAUACACGCGCUGUGUCGAUCAGGGCGACAGAAAAUUUCCCUGUCACCUCUGCAACAGGUCUUUCGAGAAAAGAGACCGACUCCGAAUUCACAUUCUCCACGUACACGAGAAACACAGACCACAUAAGUGCUCCGUUUGCGGGAAAAGUUUCUCUCAGUCCUCCAGUUUGAACAAACACAUGCGCGUGCACUCAGGAGAGCGUCCAUACAAGUGUGUUUACUGUAACAAGGCUUUUACGGCGUCCAGCAUUCUCCGCACCCACAUCAGGCAGCACUCCGGUGAGCGGCCGUUCAAGUGCAAACACUGCGGUAAAGCGUUCGCGUCUCACGCUGCCCACGACAGCCACGUGCGGCGAACACACGCCAAAGACAAACCUUUCUCUUGUGAUGUCUGUGGAGUUACUUUCCAAGAAGCUCAAGAGUUGAAACAUCACAUGAAGACUCAUAAAAAGCGCCCACUUUUGGAAAACACUGUGCUUCUUCCUGGUGAUGAGAACACUUUACACUCACAAAAACAGCUGGGAGAUCAUUUCUCUUUUCCAGGGAUGACCAGUAUCACCUCCGAGUACAGACCCUGGAAAUAAAAUGAAACGUCACUAAGACAUUCCCACCAAAGAGGACUUUCUCAAUGUUGUCUGGUAUUGUGUAUUUUAUUUAAUGUAGUUAAAUUACAUCUUAAAUACUUUGCUUUAAUUAUAUUAUUUCUAUGUUGUUGCUAUUUAUUAAAGUGUUGAUUAAAGUGUUGUUGGCUAUAGAAAUGAACGUUUUUGUACUUUAAAAGUUAGCUCCAAGCAAAUAUCUAUACGUGUAAUAGUGAGCUGCACAACCAAAGCCGGUUAAUAAUAUGCCUUUUAAAGAUUAAUCCAUUAUUUUAUUUUAUAUAAUUAUUAUUUUAUAUCAUUAUUGUUAUCAUUUUUAUUAUUAAUAAUAAUGAACGCUACACGUC
This is a messenger RNA of Paramisgurnus dabryanus, 2103 nucleotides long. RefSeq names its product PR domain containing 14 (gene prdm14). The record is from RefSeq and is a predicted model, not a curated record. Gene Ontology annotation, biological process: regulation of transcription by RNA polymerase II. Gene Ontology annotation, cellular component: nucleus. Gene Ontology annotation, molecular function: protein binding; RNA polymerase II transcription regulatory region sequence-specific DNA binding. Lineage: Eukaryota; Metazoa; Chordata; Actinopteri; Cypriniformes; Cobitidae.